UCUGCAGAGCAACAGCAAAAGCUACUUGAUCACAUCUUGAUUGCCCCUCUCCCCUCGGUGACCUCGUCGAUCCGCUUCGUUUACACGCACAAUCCACAUCCAAUCGCCAUGCCCCCCCGCAAGAAAGCCAAGCUCACACCCCCAGGCGGUACCAGCGAACCCUCCUCCGCAAGCGCCGCCCCGGGGGAAAGCCAGCCGACAGCGGAUUACGACCCGGUCACGGACCCUUGGACAGACGAGCAGGAGACGGCCUUAUUGAAGGGACUGAUCAAAUGGAAACCCGUCGGCAUGCACAAACACUUCCGCAUGAUCGCCAUCUCCGAGUUCAUGAAAAGCCAAGGAUACGCGCCCGCCAACGCAGAACAUACUCGAAUCAACGGGAUCUGGAAAAAGCUCGGAACGCUGUACAAUCUGCCCGCGCUGGAUGAACGUGAAGAUUCCCUGAUCACCGAUACCUCCGAUGAAGUGGACGGCACCCGAGAGCUCUACUGCCCGUUCGAGCUGCCCGAGGACGAAUACGGCGAGCUGAUGUUCGAGCGUAGGUUGGCGAUGGAGGGAUCCCCGUCGCCGGAUCCGAGCGGUCCUGCGGAGUCGAGACGAGGGAGCACGGUGGCUGAUACGGAUGAACCCCGCUCGUCUCCCGCGCCAUCCCGAGGCAGGAAACCCGGCCGCGUUGGACGACAAGCGGGCCGUGGGACGCGCUCGUCACGGUUCCAGGUGGAGGUCAAGCCCGCCGAGAAAGGGUCGGGGAAUGGCGAGGAGGAAGGCGAGUCUGCAGAGGAGUCGGAGGAGGGCGACGAUGACGCCUCUGAUGCUGGGAAGGAUGAUAGCGAUGUCGACGAUGAGGCCGAUGGCGGCUCGCCUACCACCCGGAACACACGCGCCCAGACCUCGCGUUCGAAAUUGAAGGAGAGGAAGGGCGCGGGCGCGGGCACGGGCACUAGACGCGGCGGCCGGAGACGCCAGGCUUGAGGAUAUCGCCCCGUCUGGGUUUGCGUUGCUUUUCUCUCUCUCUCUCUCUUUCUUUUAUCAUUGCAUGGAUUGAUACCUGGUGCUUAGGAGUUGGCGUUGAGGUAGGGGUUUAUGUGU
Molecule: messenger RNA, 1089 nt
Organism: Aspergillus homomorphus CBS 101889
Lineage: Eukaryota; Fungi; Ascomycota; Eurotiomycetes; Eurotiales; Aspergillaceae
Exons: 4
Coding region: 109-972 (287 amino acids)
Biological process (GO): regulation of transcription by RNA polymerase II
Cellular component (GO): nucleus; NuA4 histone acetyltransferase complex
Source: RefSeq, a predicted model, not a curated record